Messenger RNA from Schistosoma rodhaini, 300 nucleotides. The record is from the annotation of a GenBank genome assembly. Lineage: Eukaryota; Metazoa; Platyhelminthes; Trematoda; Strigeidida; Schistosomatidae.
GAAGAAUAAAUGAGGUAGUUUCAGUGAAUAUGGUUUGCUUAGUUUCGUUUCACGUAGCUGCUCUGCUUUUGCUUCUUCAUACGUCCACACAGACGGAUGUCCAAUCGAAGCAACUUGAUGAAUUAAAAGCAAAGAUUUCUAGGACUUCAGAUAAAAUCAGAAAAUCAGAUCCCAAUGCAAUGAAGAAAAUCGAUGAGUAUAUCAAGUGUAAAACUGAAUAUUAUGCCGCUGAUGGAGCAAUUAAAUCUUGGUCAAGUAACAUAAAUGUUUCUCAUACAGUGGUUUAAUUUUCAUUCAGUA